AUGUUCACUGAGCUGACGAAGCGUAUGGGAGGGAUGACCUCCACUUCACACCCAACCGUUCCAACAGAACCCGUCGCCACGGCCGAAUUCAUCACAAAUUCUCUAUCAACACGCUUGCCUGAGUUCGUGUACGAUCCGGACAAUGGUUGUACAUUUGAGGUCUGGUACAACCGCUAUGAGGAUGUAAUCUCAAAGGACAGUGCUACGUUGGACGAUGCAGCAAGAGCUCGACUAAUCGUCUCCACACUCAACGCCAUCACAUAUGCCCGUUUCACGAACCACAUUCUUCCUAAAAGAGCUAGCAAUGUUCCUUUACCGGACACCGGAUUGGUCAAUCAGUGCCAUGCCGUAGCUGAGUUCAAUGACGUCACACCUGAGCGGAUGAAAUGCCUCGCAUGGAUAUGUGGACCAGUUGCCGCAAGAUGCCGUUGUUCGCGCUCGUGCCCUUCGCAAGAUGGAGGACAACCCUCAAACCACGCUAAAGGAGCUUGCUGCCGAGGUUCAGCACUUUCUCGACAUUCGUCAGGAUGCCGCACUCCUCAAACGAUCAAGUGUACCGCAUGUCAACGUCGUGGAUUCGCAAAAGAGUCGAAAUCGUGGGACGCCGUCACCUAG
Molecule: messenger RNA, 615 nt
Organism: Necator americanus (New World hookworm)
Lineage: Eukaryota; Metazoa; Nematoda; Chromadorea; Rhabditida; Ancylostomatidae
Exons: 1
Coding region: 1-615 (204 amino acids)
Source: RefSeq, a predicted model, not a curated record